AUGCCACCAAAGCUAAUCCCACAUCCUGAUCGUUCUGUCCGUGUCAAACCAGUGGUAAAACCACAAACGAAGACGAAGCAGAAGGGUAAGGGCAAGGCGAAGGCGCCUGUGGAAGCUCCUAAAACAGUACAAGAACUUGUACUCAACCAACAACAAAGUUUCGAGUUGGUUAAGAUUGGUGUCAAUGCUGCUGUCAGCCAGUUUGUCUUUGGUAGGAAAUUCUUUCCGAGUAAUUGCUACAAGACCCGAAUCUACAAUGCAUCCGAUCCAAACCUUACCUACGAAACUUUUAUCAACGGAGCAAACAUCCCUAGGAACUUCAACUUGAAUGAAGCUGGUGAUGAAAUUGUUUCCUUCAAUUCCGUUGUGCGAGGAACGGGCCACCCUGGCGCAGAAAAACUUCUCGAUUGGCUGGAGUUCGGAGUUGGAGAUGGUGUAAACGAUAAAUGUUUGGCAAAAUUCCAACUUUCUGUAUAUCGAAAAGAAGUCGUCCCUGAACAGCUCGUUGAAGCAUUCACCAUAAAUUUUACUUACAAAGAUGUUGAAAAGAACCCCUAUGUUCAAAUUUCUGCUUCUUUGUCGAACAGGAAUGGAAAUACCAUCAAUUUAGGAUUGGCACAGGAGGGACUAAGGGACUUGAUUCGACAAGUUAUGAAUAGUUCUCGAAAUGUUCAAGGCCAAUCGGUUGGACGCAAAGUGAGUAUGCAAUUGCUGUACAAUGACAAUGCGCGCCCUAAGCAUGAAUAUCGAGGAUUCCGUGCUGCCUCGACAUCUCAGAUACUUCCUGAUGGUUGUGGAAUUCUCAUGGGUCAGACAAGCAACGGUAUUCAUGGACUUGAGAUAAAGUACUAUGAUGCCCCAGUCAUCGAUAACCACUUUUCAAAAGCAACAGUAUUGAAUGAUGCGACGGUAGCCUCUAAUAAAAAACUUUUCGCAGCGGUCAGAGGUCUUAAAUCCACAGCACCACUGGCAAAUGUGAUUGUCGAUGACAAUAGUCAGUCUUCCUUGCGACAUAGUCAAUUAUCACAGAGCGUUGAUACGCAGCAGAGCACAAUGCAAUGGAUAAACCAGAUUGGACACGGAAAAGGAUCUGGCGACACGGACACACAACCGAUACCCGCCCCGCCAACCACCUUUGGAAAGCAUACGUCAUUUUAUGAAUCAGAAGAGCUCAAUGGUAAAAGAGUUGGAGAAGUGUCGGAAGAAGAGGAAGAGGAGGAGGUACGGUGCCAGUGUCUUAAUUAUGAUGACCGUGAGAAUUUGAUUCAAUGUGAAAAGUGUAGAAACUUUUGCCACAGUCAGUGCUAUGGCUAUAGCAGGGGAAGUGUCAGCGCGAAUUUCGAGUGCUAUGAGUGCCUUUUAGAAGAGUCGGAACCAGAGAUUCUUUUUCAGAAGAUGUACCCCCUAUGUGGCCGCAGACGCAUGGUGUAUUAUCUUGAACAGAAUGGUUUCAAUGAUAUGGAAGGUCUUUGCCAGUACAUGAAUUGGAACUUGGAAAAGACGCAGGGAGAAUUUGAGUCUUUGAAAACCGAAGGUAUCAUUAAGAAAUGUCCAAAGUCUUCUAAGGAGCCAUUUCGAUUCUCCGACCUCAAGAAGCUUCGAAUGGAAUUGUUUGAUCCAUCUAAACACAUUUCUCAUACCAAACCUUUUGCUACAGCAGUUCCAAACCCCGAUUUGACCCAUAAAUCCUUAGACCAGACCCAACUUACACCAGUUGCUCGUCGUCUUCGUCAACCUGAAGGUUCAAUCAGAAGUGGCUUGCGAAGUGAAGGAAGCAGUACUCAGACCCCGAGUUCAUGGAGAAGCUUGCAUAACGAGACAUUGCGAAGAUCACCAAGAAGACUUGCUCAAACAACCCCUCAACAACCCAACAAACGUACUGGCGAUGAAGGAUUGGAUAGUGCUCGCAAGAGAAUGCGAUGUGCUCUAUCAGCGACUAGUCCCUUCAGUCUCAGAUCAAAUAGUUCGCAUUAGUUUGCUACCGAGAAGUCGGGCAGAAAGAUAGGCACAAUAAUCAUAUUGGCUGAUGCUCGUGAUGAUGUUUCGGGAGAGUAUGAAAUGUUUUAUUAUUGAUUGAUAGUUCUUUGCUAGCUUGAGCACUAUUUCAUGUAGAUUAGCUUUGCAUUUGGUCAUCACAACAUAAAUCAGUUUCCUAUGUGUAAUCCUAUACGUAUACAAGAAAAUAAUUCCUGUACAUUUUAUCUCAUCUGACUUCCUUGAGAUUUCAUACAUAAGGAGAUGUUUAUGUAGGUUGUACUUGUGAUUCUAAUUCGUCUUGUAAAAAACAGUUUUGACUAAGUUACUAAGCUAAGUGUAGUGAUUUGUUAGGAGGUAAUGGAGGUUGGGUAAAUGUUUGUAACGUGUGUAACAUGUGGUAUUAUGGUUGCUUGUUGUCGUGAAACGAAUGAGGUUUCAAGUGUCGGACUAGGAAGGGCACGUAGGUCGAUCACGAAAUAUGGAUGGGAUAAAGAGUACGAGAUGAAAUAGCAAGUUAGGUAUGAAGAGAUACAAUACUAACGAUGAGAUAGGGUGAUAUAGGAUGAGAUGGAGAGAAAUUUUAGUAUGAUGUUAAUCAGAUUCAUGGAAGAUCAGAUGUUAUGAUGUUAUGAUGUUAUCAGUCGAUCAGGAUCUCGGUGGUUUCUGGUACCUGAAUUAGUGUUGGGUGCAAGUGGAAUGAAGCGUGGGAAACAUGUGGGAAUGAGUUUUAGUGCUCGUGCUAGUGCUGGUGGUGGUGUUCGGAGUCGGUGUCGGUG
Messenger RNA from Botrytis deweyae, 2753 nucleotides. RefSeq lists its product as uncharacterized. The transcript is spliced from 9 exons. Bases 1 to 1974 code for a protein of 657 amino acids. The record is from RefSeq and is a predicted model, not a curated record. NCBI's taxonomy places the organism in Eukaryota, Fungi, Ascomycota, Leotiomycetes, Helotiales, Sclerotiniaceae.